This is a messenger RNA of Malaya genurostris, 4381 nucleotides long. Its product is annotated as spondin-1. Gene Ontology annotation, cellular component: extracellular matrix. Gene Ontology annotation, molecular function: serine-type endopeptidase inhibitor activity. NCBI's taxonomy places the organism in Eukaryota, Metazoa, Arthropoda, Insecta, Diptera, Culicidae. Gene Ontology annotation, biological process: cell adhesion. The coding region runs from base 491 to 3160 and encodes 889 amino acids. The record is from RefSeq and is a predicted model, not a curated record. The transcript is spliced from 9 exons.
UUCAACCGUUGAAUCGAUCGGACGCGAAACUCUUAAAGUGUAAACCAUAUUAGAAAUUCCUGUUUAAUCUCAGUAGUGGUGAAUGUAAGUGUUGAAUCCUUUUUCAACAAUCCUUCCGAUUCUGCCCUACUUUCCCCCAAUCAUUGUGAGAGCGUUAUACGUUUGUUUAGAUGGAUACCAAAGAAGCAAUAUUUUUGAUCAAUUCAAACAACUGUGGCUAUACGAAAUGAAACUCUGAAAAAAUGCAACACAAUUCAUUGGGGUCAGGAAUGAGUUCAUUGUAGUUAAUGUAAACAUGCAAACAAUACUUGAAGUCCUGGUGAUUAGGCUGAAACUCAACGCAAUAAACAUAGGCCUUUCUACUACAACGUUGAUUGUGAUUUCAACUGGAGAUUGACGAGAAUAAUUGACUAUACCUGAAUCAAUAGGUGGAGCCUUUACUAACGCUAGUCUCUGUAACGAAUGUAGCUCACGACAAGCUGUACAAUCAAUGAAUCCAAAUACAACAUCGACAGCAAGCGUUUUCAAAUCCCAGAAGGCAUCACUGGUAUACAGUCUGCUGAUACUUGUGCUGGUGUUGGUCGGGCAGCACACCACAGCCGCCGUCCGAUGUGACCGGACGCCGGAGGGAGCUGUUGCAAGCAAGUCGCCCGCCGAUGGUCGCUUUCGGUUGCGUAUCUCCGGCAAUCCGGAGAAAUAUGUUCCUGGGGAGUCGUACACAAUUAGUCUCGUUGGUAUCCGGUCGAUGCAGGUGCCACAUAAGUUCUCCGGGUUUUUCUUGGCUGCCGAAAAGGAACUAUCAUUGAGUCGUCCGGAGCAACCGUUAAACGGAGAUUUUCACAGCGUUGGUACCUUUCAUCUCCUGGGGGAUAUUCAGACUAAGUUUAGUGAGCGAUGUCCGAACGCCGUAACACAAACUAGCUCCAUUCCAAAGAGUGAAAUUCAGGUCACCUGGGUUGCACCACCGGCAAGGAGUGGUUGUAUAGCGAUUCGUGCUACAGUAAUCGAACACCGUGAUGUGUGGUACAUGGAUGAUGGUCCAUUGAGCAAGGUCCUAUGUGAGGAUGAAGCUGACUCGGUGGAUACACAACCGCUAGUACUGAAGGAGUGCUGCGCUUGUGACGAGGCAAAGUACGAAUUGACGUUCGAAGGACUGUGGUCUAGGCACACUCAUCCAAAGGAUUUUCCAUCUAACGGAUGGCUGACGAGAUUUAGCGAUGUUAUCGGAGCAUCACACACAGUCGAUUAUCGGUUCUGGGAGUACGGACAAAUCGCCAGCGAAGGCUUAAAGCAAGUUGCGGAGCAUGGAUCCACGAGGAUGCUAGAGAGCGAAUUGAAGAACCAGAGUGAUAAAAUUCGCACAAUCAUCAAAGCACGUGGCAUAUCAUAUCCGAAUGUAACGGGCAAAACUUUCGCGGUUUUCCGAGUGGACUCCAACCAUCACCUUGUAUCGAUUGUUUCAAUGCUUGACCCCUCCCCCGACUGGAUCGUGGGAGUAUCAGGAUUAGAAUUAUGUUUGAUGAAUUGUUCCUGGAUCGAGAAUAAAAUAUUGAAUCUCUAUCCAUGGGAUGCUGGUACCGAUAGCGGACCGACUUACAUUUCAUCUGACCAACCAACUAAUCCACCGGAUGUUAUUCGAAGAAUCAAAGCCAACUAUCCGAAUGAUCCACGAUCGCCCUUCUAUGAUCCGAGUGGUGCGGAAAUGAAACCACUCGCUAGAAUUUAUCUUUCUCGACAAAGAUUAUACGAAAAAAAUUGUGAUUCGGAUAACGAAGAAGAUAAUGAAUGUGAGACCGAAUCCUGGGGUGAGUGGACGGAGUGCAGUUCCCGUUGUGGUAAAGGAAAGCAAACCCGACGUCGAACAUAUAAAUAUCCCAUGAAGGCAAAACAAGCGGAGUGUAAAAAGAAACUUUUUGAUCGUCGACCAUGUGUCGGAAGCGAAAGGGAUUGUGACUACCAAACAAGCCAGGAGCUUGAUGAAACAUAUCAAAGUGACCCGGAGUGUGAGGUGACCGAGUGGGGACCAUGGAGUGAGUGCAGCACACCUUGUGGCAAGGGAAACAAGACACGUUCUCGAAAGUACAAAAAGAAAGGCGCUCGGAAGAAAUGCGAGCGUAUGCCAACCCCACCGAUGUUACAGCAGACGGUACCGUGCAGUGAAGAGUGUGCUGGAGACAUUUCACAACCAGUGAUUAGUGCAAAUAUUAAUCCCAAAUGUAAAAUGACUCAGUGGUCGGAAUGGGGACCGUGUAGUGUCACUUGCGGUCUUGGUAGAAUGAUGCGAACAAGGAUGCCGAUUAGUAAAUCACUGAACACGAAGCAGCAUUACAAACGAUUCGUUAAUUACUAUUUGACAAAGCGACGUCCGACUACGGAUGAGGACGAUGAUGAAGAAGAGGAAGAAGAUAAUACUGAAAACAGUUUGCAAAUAACAGACCCAAAUGAUCCAUGCUACGGUGUUGAAACGGUAGAGGAAGUUACAUGUGGACAUGAUCUUCCUGCUUGUGAUGGAUUGUAUGGUGUACCAGAACUUUGCUAUCUGGAGCCGAAACCAGGAAACUGUCGAGACUCGCAGACCCGUUGGUAUUUCGACAAUACCAAAAACGAUUGCUCGAUUCUGUUUUUCACCGGCUGUGGCGGUAACAACAAUAACUUCAUGUCGCGGGAGGACUGUUUAGAUACAUGUAGCAAAGAUCGUAAAUUCACAAACAUCCCUAUCCGGGACCAGAUCAGUACUAGCUCGGAUUAUGCAACAGACUUCAAACAGGACUGCAAGACGUCCCACUGGAAGAGAGGACCAUGCAAUGUUACUUGUGGAGAGGGUUUUCGCGUAAAAAGUCGAUCAAUUUUGGUCCACCCCACUAAUGGAGGUCAGCGCUGUCCUCGAAAACUACGGAAAAUGGAACGUUGUUUCGUGCAUUGUGACUCCUCCCGGCAUGACACCAAUCCGUCGUGGGGUCCCAGCACUCGCUACUUGCCAGAACCUAUCGAAUGUGAGUAUUCAGCCUGGUCAGCAUGGUCUCCGUGUAGUAAGACUUGCGGUGAUUUCGCUGUUCAACAGCGCACACGGUACGUUUUGAAUCCGGAAAAUACUCGCUACUGUCCGCAUCGUCUCGAGGAGCGAAAAUGUGAUAUCAUGCCUUGCUUGCUUGGCAAUUGAAUGUCAGGAAGGAUGGGAGCGGUCUAGGACAAGACCUGACAACUGGCUUCUUUUUCUAAAAAAAUAUUCAUUUAAUUAUUCCGGUUGCUCCCUAUUAUAAAUAUUACAACCCUCGCGAGCACUGUUGCCAAUAGAAUUAGCUAUUCGUUCUAAAAAGCAUCCCCCUAUUUCAUGUGUUUUUUUUUCAUUUCAAAAAAUUCAGAGAAAUGUUAAUUCAAUCAAAAAUAUACAUCAAAAGUUAUUUUAAUAAAAUGAUUUUAGGAAACGUAAUCAGUGAAAAAAAGAGUGAAAAGAUAAUACAAAUAUUCCAAAAAGUAUAUUUUUUAGUAACUAGCUUUUGUUGUUUUUUAUACUAAACUAUCUAACAUAUAUUACAAUUUAAAAGCAAUAACAAAGAGAACUAUUCAAAGAUCUGGCGCUUGUCUGAAAUAUAACCCAAAUAAUCUACAUUACACUUGGUAAUUCCAAUCUCUAUCUUUGUAUUAUCCUGUGAUUUUUCAAUGAACUUAUAUACUUCUCACAUUGAUAUAAAUUAAAAGGAAAGUAAAAUUAAAUCUAAUUAAAAUUAAUAACUUUAAAAAGAUUAUGUAUCAGUAUAGAAAAAUAUUCAAUACCAAAUUACACUACUACCAACGAUACUGACAACACUUUUUAUGCCACCCUGCAGUAACAUUAAAUUCUGCAUCUUGUAUUUGCUUUCGCAACUUUCAACCAAUCUUCAGCUGGUCCGAAACUGGCUCGCGAUGUGGAUUAACAAUUGUCUCAGGUCCUGUCCUAUGGAGCGGUGAUAGAGAUAGGCACAAAUGAGGCGAGAAUCGCCCGUGGAUUUUUCACGAUCAUUGCAUAUUUAUGGAGCAGAUAGUUUAAUGUACAGAGUGCUCAGACUUUAGUCGAGUACGUGGUAAAAAUUAUCAGUUAAAAACUUUUUCGGAUUUGUCUAUACAAAAAAAAGAUAUAGCACUUCAAUUCGAAAUCAUCGGUUAUAAUUAGGGAAACAAUUUUUGUACAAGAAGAUAUAAUCAAUUCGACACUAAUAUUAUAGAGGGACUAUUUAAACAUGAUUAGUCAUUGAUUAUAACAAAUGAGCAUAAUAAUCGUUAUCCUAGGUAUUAUUUCGACGUCAAUCAACUGAGGUAUAUCAACAACAACAAUAAAAGAACAAGUGAUGUAAUGAUAAAUGUACGGAAAAAUAAAUGCAUAUUGUAACACGACCUUAGAAAA